AUAAUAAAGAAAAAACGCACGCAGUCGGUCGCGCGUGUACUGCCCACCCGUACGGGCGCUACACACAGUUCGUUAUCACCAGCGAAGGAGAGCGAGCGCUUUGUUCUGCAUCGCAUCAGUUGGUGCGGUACAAGUGCGGGCUUGCAGCUCCGUUUGUGGGCCGUUGAUAGAAUUUCACAAGUGCGGCUGCGACAGAUUCGACUCAUUCCGCCGAUCAUCGCGGCCGUGCGAGGAACGACGAGCCGCUCGGAGCGUUUAGUGUAAUUGCAUUUGUUAGGCCACCGUUUUUCGCCCAAAUUUUCCUUCCUCUCCCCCUUGCUGAAGUGAAGAAAGUUUGCAAGCCCGCAGGGGGUGGUAAUUCUGCAGCGCAAACGUUUGUGCUGCAGCAAAACACGGCCUCGGAAAAGUCAUCUCGUCACCGUGUGUGUGUGUGUGUGCGCGCUAAAAAUACGUUCCCUUUCUUCCACCUCACCAAAAAGAAAAAAAAAAUUUGUGUGUGUGAGUUUUUUUGGCUUUCAUUGCGCGUACAUUUUCCACUCCGUGAAAGCCGCCUAUGACGGACGGACGCUUUUCCUUCCAAUCGUUGCACCCGCCGCACGAAACAAACCUAACACCACCAACACCAUUAAAAGCGUUUGCAAAUCGCAAAUCGGCCAAAGGAGGAGAAAGAAGGAAAGAAAAACGAGGCCAAAGAAAGUCACACACAUCGUUGGCUGAGUGAGCGGAAAAGCUGGGCCAGAUUCCGGCGACUCCUCCCGCCGACGAGACGAGAUUGGCGAACGAAAUCAAACACUUUUGAAGGUGCCAUUGUGUGUGUGUCUCAGUGUGUGUUUGUGUGCACAAUUUCCACACAUUCGGGAACGCGUCCAGCGGCGGUGUCAGCAACGCAUAGGAGGCGGUGAUGGUGGGAAAACUGUUUGAUAUCGCGCGUCAGAAGCAAAGGGGUUGUUUAGGCAUCAAACGACGCGUCCUUUGAAGCACCGAGGCGACGUGGAAAUUACUCUUGUGUGUGUUUUUCAUAUUUUAUUUCCUUCGUUUUGUUGUCUACAGUCUUCAUUCUUGUCUAAACUCACGUGUGUUAUCAGCGUUUCCGGGAGCUUGAACCCGAGUGUAUGUGAAUAAGCUGGAACAAGAAAAAAACAAAACCAAAAUCAACGCCCUGUGCUACGUAAUCUUGUAGUUUUGAACGCAAUACAAACCCCGCCGUAUAGUAGUGUGUCUGUAUGUGUUUGUUUGUGGCCAGAUCUUGGUGUUCACAGCCUCCCAACAGCCACACAAAGGCCGAUAGAGCGUGUCGUCAAGCAACCCGUGUCAAGGCGGUCUCCGUGACCACUCUCCUCGUUGAUGGACAAGCGACCGUCAGCGAGCCGAACAAAGUAGUCGCUGGUGUGUUCACUUCAAGCUCUCCAGAAGCCAUGUCUAUUUUCAUCCGGCAAACUGCACCAAGCUGCUAGAAAAAGAUUAUUUAUCCGUGAUCAAAAAUAGUUGAAUCUACCCGCCUCCCCCCAUCCGGCAGGCGGCAAACCGAGCAGACGAUGCAAAUGCGCGGGGCCAACGACGCUCUUGCCACGGUGCAGCAUCCCUUCCCGCAGCAGCAGCAGCUGAACCCGUGCGGCACGAGACAACUGCAGCGGACGGAGCCCGGAACCGGUGCGAUGGUAUAAUAGAGUCGCUUACCUUCCAAAAAAAGCGAGAAGCAACCACUCCGAAAAGGGGAGCGAAUCACAUUUAAUAAGACACAGACAAAACGCCAGCCAAGCUCACACACGUCAGAAAGAAGGAACAGGCAGGAAGGAGGGACACAGACAGACCCCCAAGAUGGAUUGGAUUAUCAACGAUGAGCUCGGGCUGACGGUGGGCCAUCUGGUGGGCUGGACGUCGGCCUCGUUCAUGGUCGUCGGCGGCGUCCUGCCGUACAUCCCCCAGUACCGGCAGAUCAAGCAGACGCAGGACCCGGAAGGCUUCUCGCUGCACGUCUGCCUUGCCCUGCUGGUGGCCAACACGCUGCGAAUACUGUUCUGGUUUUCCAGCCGCUACGAGCUGCCGCUGCUGGUGCAGAGCGUGGUGAUGAACCUAACCAUGUUCCUGAUGAUACACCUGUGCGUGAAGGUGCGCCGGAACAAUGCGAUCAUGCGUAUGCGGGAGCGCGUCUUUUCAGAGGCGACAGGAGCGGACGGGAUCGUAACCGAAGCACAGCACGGCAAGAACGGGGACGGUUACGUGCUUAACAUUCGCCGACCGUCAAGCACCAAUCUCACGGCGACGGGCAGCGCCAGCGCUACCGCCACGACAACGGUCACGGCCAAUGCCAACAACACCACCAGCAUCGGUAUCGGAUCGGCCCUGGUAACGCAACCACCGUCGGACGCUGGUGGCGGACAUCAUCCGGGCACGCUGAAGAAAUCGCGAUCGCGCCACUACAUUCUGGAUUUCGAUUCGCGCUACUUCUGGCAGUGGACGGACUUCCAGUCGUACGUCGACUUUAUGCUCCUCGUGUGGGCCAUCGGCGCUGCCAUUACCUAUCUGAUGCUUUCCGUUACCUGGUUCAUGGAAACGAUUGGCUUCCUGGCCGUCUUCACCGAGGCAAUGUUGGGCCUUCCACAGUUUGUAAGGAACUAUAAAAAUAAGUCCACCCACGGGAUGAGCAUCUGCAUGGUGAUCAUGUGGACCGCUGGUGAUAUGUUUAAGACUGGUUACUUUGUUUUAAGACACGCGCCGACCCAGUUCUGGAUCUGCGGCACGCUGCAGGUCAGCCUGGAUCUCGCCAUCCUGCUGCAGGUCUACCUUUAUCGUAAGAAUCCCGCGCCACGCAAUGCGCACCGUGGCGAUUAGCAGUUUGCCCCCCAAAGUAUAACUAUUCA
Anopheles coluzzii is the source of this 2861-nucleotide messenger RNA. Its product is annotated as solute carrier family 66 member 2. NCBI's taxonomy places the organism in Eukaryota, Metazoa, Arthropoda, Insecta, Diptera, Culicidae. Gene Ontology annotation, biological process: retrograde transport, endosome to Golgi; phospholipid translocation. The record is from RefSeq and is a predicted model, not a curated record. The transcript is spliced from 6 exons. Gene Ontology annotation, cellular component: endosome; trans-Golgi network. The coding region runs from base 1819 to 2832 and encodes 337 amino acids.